Molecule: messenger RNA, 2421 nt
Organism: Linum trigynum
Lineage: Eukaryota; Viridiplantae; Streptophyta; Magnoliopsida; Malpighiales; Linaceae
Source: the annotation of a GenBank genome assembly
CGAGAAAAAAAUAUUCUCGUUUUCUAUUGGGCUUGGACUUGGGUUAAUUUGCUAGUAUGGAUAGUGGCCCAGGAUUAAUGGAACCCAAAGCUGAGGCAGUUAUCUUCCCGCGUAGUCUUCUUGUGUCUCCCUAUUUCUUUUUAACUUCUUUUUUUUUUUUUUUUUUCUUUCGGAAGACAUAUCUCGAAUUCUCUACUGGACCUCAUUGUAAUAACCAGUAAUUGAGUAGGCUUCUCACCGGGAUGGUAAUGGCGGCGAUUGCGGCUUCUACUCUUGGAGUCCCUCUUCGGACUCCAUUUUCUUCUUCUUCUUCUUCGACAUGGCGCAGAUCAAUUGUGUCUCAAUCUCUUAACGGCUCUCCCGAUUCUACACCAAGAGUUGGCACAACAACAGUGGAUCGUGUGGGGAGAAGAGCAGCUUUUAUGCUUUCACUUGGGUUGCUCGCUCAAUCCAAGUGGAGUGGAGUAGCGACCGCUUCUGAGUUUGCAGACAUGCCCGCACUCAGGGGAAAGGAUUAUGGCAAGACCAAAAUGAAGUAUCCAGACUACAUUGAAACCAAUUCUGGACUCCAGUAUAAGGACCUCCGCGUUGGCAGUGGCUCAACUCCUAAGAUCGGAGAGACAGUUGUGAUUGAUUGGGACGGCUAUACGAUAGGAUAUUAUGGGCGCAUAUUUGAAGCUCGAAACAAGACUAAAGGGGGUUCAUUUGAGGGAGAGGACAAGGCCUUCUUCAAGUUUGAACUGGGAUCUGGACAGGUAAUACCAGCUUUUGAGGAAGCCGUUUCAGGCAUGGCUCUGGGUGGCAUUCGAAGGAUAAUUGUGCCACCAGAACUAGGGUACCCUGACUAUGACUACAACAAGAGUGGUCCGAAACCAACGACCUUUUCGGGUCAGAGAGCCUUGUCCUUUGUGCUGCAGAACCAAGGUCUGAUCGACAAAACUCUGUUGUUUGACAUUGAACUCAUCAAAAUCAUCCCACCGAGGUGAUUCAUUGGCAGGCAGAGACCAAGGUGCUUGCUUCACUAGUCUCUUAAGGUUACUGUUUUUGUUUGUGUGUAAAUUGUAAUGAAAAGGAAGGGUCCUUCAAACAAAAAGAAAGCAAAAUAGUGGAAGGCAAACAAACUCUUGCCUUAGCGUUCUUUUGCUUGUCUCAUUGUAGACACGUUUUGGGGCGGCCUCUUUAGUGGUGGUGCAGGAGAUAUGCUGGAGUAACGCUCUUGUAUGGAAGGGAGGAGCAGGAGCCUCCAUUACGCGCGUGUUAUUUCAGUGUAUGAAUUCGGAUAGGAGCUGUGGAGAUGAUGUUGAGCAAACGACUGAAAAGGAAAUGGUAUAGAGCGAGUCGGGUUGAGGUUGUUUUUUUAUCACUUAUGUUGAUUGUUGUCAUAAUUCUUUUUACGUAGUUCAUCCCUAGUUCAUCCCAUGUUACAUGAAACAUCUCUAGUUCAUCCAUUUUGUAUGCAAGCACAAUGGAUUUGGAGUAAUCCUCGAAAGAUAUCAAUUAUGCAGCAAUGUCGGAUUAGUUAUGAACUCAAAGAAUUCUAUCAUUCACUCAAAAUCAAAUGGGAUUCAGAAAUCUCAUGAACAUCGUUCAAAGUCCAGUACAGUAAAGGUCGUCGAAAUGGUAUGGUAUGGAUUUCCGGGUCUAACAGGUGACCAUGGUUAGCAAGAAAAUCAGCACACUUAUUGGCCUCUCUAUAAACAUGAUAGAAAAGUACCUUCCAAUUACGACUGGGGAGGUUCCUGAGACGAUUGAUGGUAACGAUGUGAUAGUGAUCGGGGGCUCCUUGCUCUGGAGGAGCUAAAUAACUGAUAGAAACCCGGAUUACGGGUUCAAUCUGUUUUUAGGGAUUUGGGUAAAUGAGCAAAUUACUAAGUUAGUAAUCAGCCUUUGUUCAUGGAAUGGGGAAAAAGGGAAGGGAAGUUUGGAAAAUGAUGGUGAAGGAAGAUGGAGAGGCUGCGGCAGCAGUAGUUAGAGAGAGGUUUCGGUAGGUGAGGAAGAGAGAAUGAGAGAUUAGGAAAAACAAUUAGGGUUUAAUCUUGUUUAGUAGGUAAAUUUCACUUACAAGAAUAUUUAUAUAACUGGAUAAUUCUAUAAUGCUACCCCAAAUUAUUAAUAUCCCAAACAUAUACCAUAAUUAAUCCCAAAGAGUCCGAAAGAACAAUAAAUGACAAACAAUCCCAAAUAAUCAAAUUGUAGAAAUGCGGGUUUCUGUCAUCCUCGCCUCCAUGAGAAAUCCCUUGUCCUCAAGGUUGACUCCACCUCACGGGUUCCCCUCCUUGGCGUCCGCCUCCUCCUCCUCUGCUUCGUCCUCCCAACAACCUAUUAUCAUCAUCAGAUUAGUGUCUCCGCGGGGGCGUGAGAUCUCUCCAGCCAUUCCCACAAGUGCAAAGCAUCUCCUCCAAGUAAAAGGACGCCAAAUGC